Rosa chinensis is the source of this 592-nucleotide messenger RNA. Its product is annotated as thioredoxin-like 3-3. The record is from RefSeq and is a predicted model, not a curated record. The transcript has 3 exons. Bases 35 to 445 code for a protein of 136 amino acids. NCBI's taxonomy places the organism in Eukaryota, Viridiplantae, Streptophyta, Magnoliopsida, Rosales, Rosaceae.
GAGCAAAUUUUGGACUCGAGUCUAGUAAAAGGAAAUGGAGGGAGGAACUGGGUCGACCGGCGACGACGCCAACACCAACAACGGCUUAGACGGCACAACCUUCAAUUUGCCGGCGAAUCGCCAUGGGAACCUAAAGACUGCCUCUAGUGAUCAAAGCCUCAGCGACAUUCUUCUUCAAAUCAAGUCCUCCAAAACCCCUGCAGUUAUCAAUUACGGCGCAACCUGGUGUCGAGUGUGCAGCCAGAUUCUUCCUGCAUUCUGCAAGCUGAGUAAUAGUUUCCCAAAGCUGUCGUUCGUCUAUGCAGAUAUUGAUGAAUGCCCUGAAACAACUCAGCACAUUCGGUAUACGCCGACGUUUCAUUUCUACAGAGAUGGUGAGAGGGUGGAUGAGAUGUUUGGUGCCGGCGAAGAGCGGCUUCAUGAUCGCUUGUGGUUGCACUCUUGAGGAUGAUGACGGUUUGAAACAGCCAUUUUUAUGUCUAGGUAUUGUGCUCUGUAUUCGCUGUGGCUCUACACAAUUAUUAUUGAAGUUAUGAUAUCCAUUUCUGUUGUCUGUUAGACUGUUUGCAACUAUGAAAUUUGAAUUUUGUAU